Myotis brandtii (Brandt's bat) is the source of this 1461-nucleotide messenger RNA. RefSeq names its product transcription elongation factor B (SIII), polypeptide 1 (15kDa, elongin C) (gene ELOC). Bases 357 to 695 code for a protein of 112 amino acids. The transcript has 4 exons. The record is from RefSeq and is a predicted model, not a curated record. Gene Ontology annotation, cellular component: elongin complex. Gene Ontology annotation, molecular function: protein-macromolecule adaptor activity. Gene Ontology annotation, biological process: ubiquitin-dependent protein catabolic process. NCBI's taxonomy places the organism in Eukaryota, Metazoa, Chordata, Mammalia, Chiroptera, Vespertilionidae.
GAACCCACAGCGGCGGGCUUGUGGGGGUGGGGGGGUGGCCCUGGCGUGGGGGCUGUGGAGGUGCGCGGGGACCCGGCGCGGUGGCUGCGGUGGCUGCGGGACUGACGAGAAACUACUAAACUUCCUGUGCAAGCGAAGUAGAAUUUCAUAAGAACAUAAUGGAUGGAGAAGACAAAACCUAUGGUGGCUGUGAAGGCCCUGAUGCCAUGUAUGUCAAAUUGAUAUCUUCAGAUGGUCAUGAAUUUAUUGUAAAAAGAGAACAUGCAUUAACAUCAGGAGCAAUAAAAGCCAUGUUGAGUGGCCCAGGAAACUACUAAACUUCCUGUGCAAGCGAAGUAGAAUUUCAUAAGAACAUAAUGGAUGGAGAAGAGAAAACCUAUGGUGGCUGUGAAGGCCCUGAUGCCAUGUAUGUCAAAUUGAUAUCUUCAGAUGGUCAUGAAUUUAUUGUAAAAAGAGAACAUGCAUUAACAUCAGGAACAAUAAAAGCCAUGUUGAGUGGCCCAGGUCAAUUUGCUGAGAAGGAAACUAAUGAAGUCAAUUUUAGAGAGAUCCCUUCACACGUGCUAUCAAAAGUGUGCAUGUAUUUUACUUACAAGGUUCGCUACACUAACAGCUCCACGGAAAUUCCUGAAUUCCCAAUUGCACCUGAAAUUGCACUGGAACUGCUGAUGGCUGCGAACUUCCUAGAUUGUUAAAUAAAAUAAAUUAUAAUAAACUGUUAACUUUUUUCAGUAUUUAAUACCUGUAGUUCAGUUAGUAAUUUUUUCAUAUAUAGCAUGUUGCCUGUGUGCGAUUGAACUUUAAAGUUCAUUGCAAAGCCGACUAUCGUCUUUUCUUUUGCAUGACACAGUUGAAAUUUGUUUGCUACAUCAACAGAUUAAGGACAUUUUCACAAAUUGAGAAAUAAACAAAUAUGUCAGUUGCUAAGUAGUUUUGCCUUAUCCUUUGGAUGUGAUUUUUAAAAUUAGAGCGGUGGCAAUAUAGUAAAUGCUGAAAUUUAGUCAUAAAUGAACAUAUUCUACAGGUUAAUAUUGGGCUAUGUAUUUUUAUGUUUUCAGUGUGUUUUUUUUUAACCUAUUCUGAUCUUAUAGCCAUCAUUACCAUUAGAAUUAUGCAAAUAAUUGCAUUAUAAACAUGUUUAUAACUUAGCCAAAUGUUGAUUUUUUUUUUAUAAUUGUCAGACAUGAGUUGAAAUUUCUUAUGUGUCUUUUGAUAAACUGCAGUAUUGUUUAAGUGUAUCUUGUCUUUUUGUUCAUUGCUACAAUUUAAAAACUUUAUUUAAAAGCAGUUUGGCAGAUUACUUGGUACGGCUGUUGGAACAGUGACCUUUUGAACUGUAGCCACAUGGUCAAUAAGUAAAGUACAUGACCUUGAUUUCAUGUGUACUGUGCAUUUUGGCCAAUCCAAAGUACUGUAUUUUCAUUGACUAUAAAGCUUCCUUUGCAAUAUUCAUUCUUCUUA